AUGCUGAAAAUCUACGUCCACUCCAUGUCAUCAACUAAGAAGAAGAAGAAGAAAAAGAAAAAGCCUCCCAAUAAAAUGGCAGUGUUUUUGGCUCCCUCCCAUGAUGAAGGCAAUGCCUGCAGCAGGGUAAAAAAUGGCAACAAAAUUUGCUUCAAAUUUUUUAUUGGGUUCUCUGAAUAA
Messenger RNA from Sphenostylis stenocarpa, 180 nucleotides. The record is from the annotation of a GenBank genome assembly. NCBI's taxonomy places the organism in Eukaryota, Viridiplantae, Streptophyta, Magnoliopsida, Fabales, Fabaceae.